Pocillopora damicornis (cauliflower coral) is the source of this 924-nucleotide messenger RNA. RefSeq lists its product as uncharacterized. Gene Ontology annotation, biological process: protein phosphorylation; signal transduction. Gene Ontology annotation, molecular function: ATP binding; protein kinase activity; protein binding. The record is from RefSeq and is a predicted model, not a curated record. NCBI's taxonomy places the organism in Eukaryota, Metazoa, Cnidaria, Anthozoa, Scleractinia, Pocilloporidae.
AUGGCUUCAAAGUUUCGCCGUCUGUUCCGGCGAGCGAAGAAAACCAAGGAAUCGAAUCCGUCAAACGACGAAGAACAGGUACCAGAAUCUGUACAGGAGGAUCUUUACGAAGAAAGGUUAAAGUGGUCACCUGGAACUAAAGUGGUUGGAAUGUAUGAUUUCGAGGAAGAAAAUACAGAGGAAUUGUCGUUUAGAAAGGGAGAAGUUCUCGUCAUUGAAGGGGUUACUAAGGGUAUCAACUGGAAUUUACAGCAUAGGAAUAUUGUGACAUUACUUGGAGUGUCUUUGGCCAAAAACCCUCUUUACCUUGUGACAGAGUUUUGUGCCAGGGGAAAUUUGUUGGAAUUCUUGUCGAGAACAGGCUCAGGUACACUCCAAGAAGACGAUCUUGUGAGACUUGCUAAGGAUGUAGCUGAUGGUAUGAAGUAUUUACAAUCCAAAGAUGUGGUUCACAGGGGGUUAAUGGCGAGGAAUAUUCUGAUCCAUGAAGAUGGAACAGCAAAAGUGUCAGAGUUUGGACUCGCACAGGUACCAUCUUUAAGCUCUGAGCGGAAAAAUACUUCUGACGAGUGGACAGCUCCAGAGGCAAUCAGGCGGGGGAUAUUUUCCUCUCUGUCCGAUGUAUGGAGUUAUGGCGUCUUAUUAUGGGUGCUUUUUUCGUUUGGUGAAAAUCCGUGUUCCGACCUGAUCAUUUAGUCGACGAGAUCGAAAGAGGAUAUCGAAUGGAAUGUCCUAAAGGAUGUAAUACCGUCCUCUAUGGUAUGAUGAGCAAUUGCUGGGAUAUUAAUCCAAAGGAACGUCCAAAUUUCAAAGAGAUUUGUAAAUUAUUGGCUGAUUUUUAUUACGGUUAGUAUUCUCAUGUAUUAUAACUGUGCCAUAAAUUUUUCCACUGAAAUCUCUUUUGCAAUGUAAAAACUUUCCGGA